UAUAUGCAUCAACCCAUGGGUUUUCGCGAUCCUGAUCAUCCGGACUAUGUUUGUCUUCUGAAAAAUUCACUAUACGGCCUCAAACAGGCUCCUCGGGCGUGGUACCAACGAUUUGCUAACUAUGUCUCCACCAUAGGCUUCCAUCACAGCAAAACCGACCAUUCCUUAUUCAUCUACCAUAGAGGCACGAAUAUGGCAUACAUUCUUCUAUAUGUAGACGACAACAUCCUUACCACUUCCACUGAUGAUCUUCAGAAAUCCAUCAUUCCGAAUUUGCAAUGA
Messenger RNA from Trifolium medium, 282 nucleotides. NCBI's taxonomy places the organism in Eukaryota, Viridiplantae, Streptophyta, Magnoliopsida, Fabales, Fabaceae. The record is from the annotation of a GenBank genome assembly.